CAGUGGGUUUUUUUGUGUCAAUGACAUCACCCUCCUCCCCAUGGCAACCCCCGACGAUAUCAAAAUUGCCAGGCAACGUUGGAGCUGCUCGCGCCCUAAAGGAGCAGGUCGCUGCCUGAGGAUCUAAUGGAGAAAUCCCAAAGUGAGCUGGGGUGCACGGUGGAGGAGGGGCGCGCCGCGGCCGGGGCUACGGGGCCCUGAUCAAUCGGCCAGAGGAAGGCGGGAGAAGCUGCUGCUUGCUCCAUAGCCUGGACACGCUGGAGGCUCCACGCCAGCUCCUCCUGAAAGCAGCGGCGGACCACAGCAGGUGGGGGGAGGGCACUGCUCUGUUCCUGACGUACCGGGAGCAGCAAGCAGCCAUCCAGGUGACUAAGCCGGCCCACCGUCACUGAGUCACCCACCCGCCUUGGCUUUUCUUCCUUCCCCCUUUGCAUCUGAUUAUUUGGGGAGCUGAAAACUUGGAGGUGUACCUGAGACCCGCCCCUUCUCUAACUCUCCCCUCCCUGCCUUGGAGGAAGAUGGAACUCGCUGGGAAGCUGCCACUACCCCCUAAGGACAUGGAAGGCACGGAGGGAGCCAGAGGUGCCCAGGGAGAGACCGCAGCUGGCAGAGUACAAUAGCAGACAUGGUGAUCAGGCUGCCCCUGUGUCCUCUGAAGGUGCUAGAAGAGAAGGGGAGUCUGGUCCACACCGACUGGAGUCCUCCUGUGUUGGCUUUGAGCUCACCUCUUAAGGGGAUCUUCCUGUAAGCGUGUGGCUUCAGGGGCCAUUGGUAUUUGGAAAGCAAGGCUGGAUUGGCAUAGGCAGGCCUGUGCAGGUAGAGCAGCUUUCGGGGCUUCAGACAAUCACCAGCCUGUGGUGGGAGAGGCUGAGGCCCAGUUGCCUGGAAGGAGUGCCAAGGCCAGCAGAGGAAGGUCCUGGGAUCUUCCCUCCCCUUCGUGCUCUAGAGAGCUGACUGAAGAAUAGUGAAAGGCGAGGAGAGAAGGCCACAGGAGGCACCAUGUUCCGAAAGAAAAAGAAGAAACGCCCCGAGAUAUCGGCCCCACAGAACUUCCAGCACCGCGUCCACACCUCCUUUGACCCCAAGGAAGGCAAGUUCGUGGGCCUCCCCCCACAAUGGCAGAAUAUCUUGGACACCUUGAGGCGGCCCAAGCCUGUGGUGGAUCCUUCUCGAAUCACACGGGUGCAGCUGCAGCCCAUGAAGACGGUGGUGCGGGGCAGCUCAGUGCCCACGGAGGGCUACAUCUCAGGGCUGCUCAACGACAUCCAGAAGUUGUCAGCAAUCAGCUCCAAUACCCUGCGCGGACGCAGCCCCACGAGCCGGCGGCGGGCACAGUCGCUGGGGCUGCUGGGGGAUGAGCAAUGGGCCGCUGACCCGGAUAUGUACCUUCAGAGUCCUCAGUCUGAGCGCACUGAUCCCCAUGGCCUCUACCUCAGCUGCAAUGGGGGCACACCAGCAGGUCACAGGCAGAUGCCGUGGCCGGAGCCACAGAGCCCACCGGCCCUGCCCAACGGGCUGGCUGCCAAGGCACAGUCCUUGGGCCCUGCUGAGUUCCAGGGUGCCUCGCAGCGCUGCCUGCAGCUGGGUGCCUGCCUACCGAGUUCCCCACCUGGCACCUCACCCCCUAUGGCCACAGGGAGGCGUGGGGUGAAGGCUGCCAAGCAUAGCUCAGAGGAGGUGCGGCCACAGUCCUGCCUGGUGGGCUCAGCCACUGGCAGGCCAGGCGGAGAAAGCAGCCCUAGCUCUAAGAACCAGGAAAGCAGCCUCAAGCACCGGCUCUUCCGAAGCAUGUUCCUGUCCACUCCCGCCACAGGCUCUGCAAGCAGCAGCAAGCCAGUCCCUCUGCCACAGAACAAGCUCAAUUCCGCUUUCCGACCGCCACAGAAAGAUUCCUCCUCAAACCUGGUGGCCAAGGCCCAGUCCUUGCCCUCGGACCAGCCUAUGGGGACCUUCAGCCCCCUGACCACCUCGGAUACCAGCAGCCCCCAGAAGUCCCUCCGCACAGUCCCAGCCACUGGCCCACUUCCAGGCCGGUCUUCUCCAGCAGGCUCCCCCCGCACGCGGCAUGCUCAGAUCAGCACCAGCAACCUAUACCUGCCCCAGGACCCCACCGUGGCCAAGGGAGCCCUGGCCGGCGAGGACACGGGCAUUGUGACACACGAGCAGUUCAAGGCUGCACUCAGGAUGGUGGUGGAUCAGGGUGACCCCCGGCUGCUGCUGGACAGCUAUGUGAAGAUUGGGGAGGGCUCCACGGGCAUUGUGUGUCUGGCCCGGGAGAAGCAUUCGGGUCGCCAGGUGGCCGUUAAGAUGAUGGACCUCAGAAAGCAGCAACGCAGGGAGCUGCUCUUUAAUGAGGUGGUGAUCAUGCGUGACUACCAGCACCUCAACGUGGUGGAGAUGUACAAGAGUUACUUGGUAGGCGAGGAGCUGUGGGUGCUGAUGGAGUUUCUGCAGGGCGGGGCCCUCACAGACAUCAUCUCCCAAGUCAGGCUGAAUGAGGAGCAGAUUGCUACCGUGUGUGAGGCUGUGCUUCAGGCCUUGGCUUACCUGCACGCCCAGGGUGUCAUCCACCGAGACAUCAAGAGUGACUCCAUCCUGCUGACCCUCGACGGCAGGGUAAAGCUCUCAGACUUUGGAUUCUGUGCUCAGAUCAGCAAAGAUGUCCCCAAGAGAAAGUCCCUCGUAGGAACCCCAUACUGGAUGGCUCCUGAAGUGAUCUCCAGAUCUCUGUAUGCUACCGAGGUGGAUAUCUGGUCUUUGGGCAUCAUGGUGAUUGAGAUGGUGGAUGGAGAGCCUCCCUACUUCAGCGACUCCCCAGUGCAAGCCAUGAAGAGGCUCCGGGACAACCCCCCACCCAAGUUAAAGAACUCUUAUAAGGUCUCCCCAGUGCUGCGAGACUUCCUGGAGCGGAUGCUGGUACGGGAACCCCAAGAGAGAGCCACGGCCCAGGAGCUCCUGGAUCAUCCCUUUCUGCUGCAGACAGGGCUGCCUGAGUGCCUGGUGCCUCUGAUACAGCUCUAUCGCAAGCAAACCUCCACCUGCUGAGUUCACACCCAGGGUGCACCUGCCGCCUGUGCCCACAGGCCAAGGACGCUGGGCAGCCAGUCCGCUGGCAGGGCCUACCUGCCUUGUUCUCUCAGUAUUCUCUCCAAAGAUUGAAUGUGAAGCUCCACCCCUUCCCUCUUGACCUUCUGCCCACUGGGCCAGGCCGGACCUGCCCCCCUCAAUCUCACUCCCCAGAGUCCCAGUUGCCUUUGGGAUGACAGUGACCCCUUUUGCAGGUUUGGCCCUUUGCAAUUUGCACAGGGAUGUUUCUAAAGAAACACGGAGAGUGGUGCUCCUGGCCACCGGUCAGCAAAGCUGACAGGCCGCUGCAGAUUUUAAAAAGCAGUGUCCACUAGUGUCCCGGGCCACCGAGUGGGUGUGUGCCCCAUCUUCACACGGAUACUUGCUAUUCUCAGUUACCGCUUCAGACCCUGGAGUCCCAGACGGCCACGGGGAAGAAUUUUAUUACCCGAGUCCUUCUUCCUCCCUGGGUCUGACUUCUGGAAGCCCUACUUGCCCCUGUUUCUGUCUGUCCCCUGGCACAGCCUCUCCCCAGAAGGCCUCCACAGAACUGUGAAUUGCCUGUGUGUAGACCAUGGGAGUAGCAAGGGGAUCUUCUGAGAGAGAGCGUGUGGCUGAUGGUAAAAGUGGCUCCUCCAUUUUUCAGGAUGGAGAGAACAUAUUCUCAUUCUCCCCCCCCCCCUGUGUGUGUGUCUGUGUGUGUGUGCCUGUGUGUGUGUGUAAAGUCCCCCCAAAGGCCCAGGCCUUUCCAGUUGCCCACAGAGAGCUUCAGAAGAGCUGCACCCCCCGCCCCAGCCUUCUUUUCUACCAAGCUCUACUUUGAAGGGACCUGCUUUGGGGCCUGGCUUUCUGCCUCUCAAGUCUCAUGUUAUUACCUGAACAGUGAAGGGGUGUGUGUAUGUCAAGUCUAAACACAUGCUGGGGGGCUCUGAAGUUUCUGAGUUUCUCCCAUACUGAGACAGGAAUUGCUUUACCUGCCAGCAACUUCUCAGUAGCCAGAUCAUCAGGGACCCUCUUUGGAACCCUGGGCUGGGACAGAAAGGUGAACCACCUCCUGCAGAGUGGGGAAGGCUCAUGUCAAGGAAUGGGUACCUCCAUGUGUGAACCAGCUGCCCCUGCAGAUGCUUACCUUCCCCCUUGUCCCCCCUCCCUCCCCACCUUCCCGGCUGUUGUGAGACAGGGAAUGCCAAGGAAGAACUCCACUGUCUGGACUGCAUCCAGAUAAUAUUUUUAGAUUCCUCUGCUCCCUGAUGACCUGCAUUAGGGCAAAGAAAUCGCAAGGUCUUUUUUUAAGGGUCAGAGUUUUAAAAACAAAAGCAUCUUCCCUAGAAAUUUUUGUGAGUUGUUUGCAACUUGUGCCUGUUUUAAAUUAAACUGAAUG
Messenger RNA from Chionomys nivalis (European snow vole), 4447 nucleotides. It is a transcript of the gene Pak6, whose product is annotated as p21 (RAC1) activated kinase 6. Gene Ontology annotation, biological process: regulation of MAPK cascade; intracellular signal transduction; protein phosphorylation. The coding region runs from base 1000 to 3045 and encodes 681 amino acids. The transcript is spliced from 11 exons. Gene Ontology annotation, molecular function: protein serine/threonine kinase activity; ATP binding. NCBI's taxonomy places the organism in Eukaryota, Metazoa, Chordata, Mammalia, Rodentia, Cricetidae. The record is from RefSeq and is a predicted model, not a curated record. Gene Ontology annotation, cellular component: cytoplasm.